This is a messenger RNA of Fusarium oxysporum Fo47, 1707 nucleotides long. Its product is annotated as major facilitator superfamily domain-containing protein. Gene Ontology annotation, cellular component: membrane. The transcript has a single exon. Gene Ontology annotation, biological process: transmembrane transport. The record is from RefSeq and is a predicted model, not a curated record. NCBI's taxonomy places the organism in Eukaryota, Fungi, Ascomycota, Sordariomycetes, Hypocreales, Nectriaceae. Gene Ontology annotation, molecular function: transmembrane transporter activity. The coding region runs from base 1 to 1707 and encodes 568 amino acids.
AUGGCUCACCCUAGUCAUCUCGUCCAUCAAGACAUUGAUACAAAGGCACCAUCCUUUGAAGUCACCUCUCCCAAAGACGAAGCGACCGAUCUGGUAGAGCCCCAAGAUACCAGCCGAAACAUCGGCAUCUGGGAAGCCCUCACUCGUCGCAACAAACCCGCCGACCUCGACGCCAUCGCCACUGAGCGUAGUGUCUUUGACGAUCCCCACCUCUCCCAAUUUUACCAGCCACCACCAGAGUAUGAGAACUUCCAUCGCUUCGACCCAAGCGAAAGAUGGACUUAUCGCGAAGAAUACGCCGUUCGCCGCAAGACUGACCUAAAGAUCUUCAUCUGGAUCCUCGUCAUGUUCUUCGGUCUUAACAUCGAUCGCGGUAAUCUCGGCAACGCAGCUGCUGAUAAUUUACUCGAUGAUCUCAAGCUUAAUACCAACGACUUUAACAAUGCGCAGAACAUGUAUCGCAUUGGAUUCCUCGUUGCAGAAAUUCCUUCGCAGAUGAUCGGCAAGCGUCUUGGCCCUGAUCGCUGGAUCCCUGUUCAGAUCAUCCUCUGGAGUUUAGCGUCGGGCGGACAGUUCUUCAUGCAUAACCGUGCAGGAUUCUUUGCAUGCCGUUUCUUUAUCGGCUUGUUCAUGGGUGGUUUUAUCCCAGACUCGAUCCUCUAUCUCUCGUACUUCUACAAGAAGACUGAGAUGCCUAUACGUCUUGCCCUCUUCUGGUUCGUCGAUUCCAUGUCUGGUGUCGUCGCCUCUUUCAUGGCCUACGGUAUCCUACACAUGCGCGGUGUCGCUGGCAAAGAAGGCUGGCGCUGGCUGUUCCUCUUGGAAGCUUUGGUCAGCUUGGUAGUUGGCGUUCUGAGUUUCCUGUUCCUCGUCCCUGGACCGACACAGACCAAGACGUGGUGGAAUCCUUCGGGCUACUUUACCGAGCGUGAGGAGAAGAUCAUUGUUAAUCGUGUUCUUCGGGAUGAUCCGUCCAAGAGUGGUAUGCAUAAUCGCGAACCGAUUACGUUGGGGAUGCUUUGGAAGAGUCUCAAAGAUUACGACCUCUGGCCUGUGUACGCUAUUGGCAUACUGUUUGAGAUUCCGACCGCACCGCCCAAAACUUACCUAACGUUGUCUCUUCGAGCUUUAGGCUUCAGCACUUUCAACACUACGCUCUUGGCGAUUCCUGCUACAGUUUUUGCAGCUGUCAACAUGCUCUGGAUCACCUUUCUUACUGAGAAGUUCCAUCAAAUCGCCUUGUUCGGUCUCCUCACCCAGCUUUGGGUCCUUCCCUUACUCAUCGUUGAGUACACAUCGGUCCAGAAUCUAUCGCAUUGGGCCCAAUACGCUGUGGCAUUUUUGAUCAUCGGCCAGCCGUCCGUGCAUGCAGCUCAAGUUGGUUGGUGCUCCAGACUGUCCGGCUCGGUCCGAACCCGAGCCAUCAGUGCGGCUUUGUACAACAUCACCAUCCAAUUGUCGGGCAUUGCUUCGUCCAACAUUUACCGUGAGGAUGACAAGCCGCUCUAUCAUCGCGGAAACAAGAACUUGAUUGGCAUCACAGUGGGAACUAUCUUUGCAUAUGCUUUUGCCAAGGGAUAUUAUACCUACCGGAAUAGGUCCAAGAGGACUAAGUGGGAGAGCAUGACUGCGCACGAAAAAGCGAAUUACCUCAACAAUACUAGCGACCAGGGUAACAAACGUUUGGACUUUUUCUUCGAUAGCUAG